Cariama cristata (Red-legged seriema) is the source of this 736-nucleotide messenger RNA. RefSeq names its product amphiregulin (gene AREG). The transcript has 4 exons. Gene Ontology annotation, biological process: positive regulation of mitotic nuclear division; positive regulation of cell population proliferation; epidermal growth factor receptor signaling pathway. The annotation marks the transcript as partial. The record is from RefSeq and is a predicted model, not a curated record. NCBI's taxonomy places the organism in Eukaryota, Metazoa, Chordata, Aves, Cariamiformes, Cariamidae.
UUGAACCUGUGGUUAAACCCAAGCCAACAAAGAGGGGGGGUGAGAAGAAUGCUGGCAAAUCAAGAAGGAAGAAAAACAAAGGGAAAAACAAAAAGAAAGGGACUCCCUGUGAUAUGGAAUACAAAAACUUUUGCAUCCAUGGUGAAUGUGUAUACCUAGAACAUCUCCAGAUGGUGACCUGCAAGUGUCAUCAGGAUUUUUUUGGUGAGCGCUGUGGUGAACAGUUCAUGAAGACUCAAAGGAAGAAUGAUGUGGCAGACUACUCGAAGACUGUGUUGGUAGUGGUAGCUGUCCUGCUCUCAAGCAUCAGCUUCAUUACUGUACUUAUCAUUGUGAUAGUGCAGGUCAGGAAAAAGUGUCCUCAGUAUGAAGAGAAAGAAGAAAGGAAAAAACUUCGACAAGAAAACAGAAAUGGCCAUGUUGGUGUGUAAAUGAGGAGAAAGCAGAACAAUUCUGAUGUGGCCACUGCCAAGCUGCAGGGUACCUCUGGUUACCUGACACAUCCACUGGACACUGUGGGCUGGAGCUGUUGCCACUAAGCCCUGAUUCAUCAAGACGGAGGCUGCUGCAAGGAGAUGUCAACAUGCCACUUGCUGCUGAAUUGCUUGCUGGGGAGGACAGUUACCACUACAUCUUGGCACAAUGGUGUGGAAGGAGCUGCCACUGUGGGGUAGAGGACCUGCUAGAGACUACUGCUACUGAGCCCUCUCUAUCAGUGCUGGAGCUCCAGUCUCAG